GUGGACCUCAGAUCUGAUGGCUCAGGGAACUUGGUUCCAACUGUUAGGCACCGGCUGUUGUAAGUUCUUCCUUGGACUUGCUGCUGUUUCCAAAGUCUCUUCCUGGAAAACGCAACUCACUACUGGUUGGACUGGCAGAAAGGAUCUGGUGGUGAGGAGCCAAGCCAGCCCCCAAGACCAUGAACUUGUCCUCUGAGCACUGCAACAUAUCUGACUGGCUGAGACUAGAGGCGACCGUGAAGGCCUCUGUGUACAUGGUGGCUUUUUCCAUUGCCACAUCCAUCACCGUUGUCAUUAUUGCGAUAGUGUCACAGAAUCUGCAGCUGAGGAAAGAGGUCCGACUGGUCCUCCUUUGCCAUCACCUGCUGUGUAUCUCCUCCUACUGUGGCCUGGGGGUCGUCUUCCAAGGAAUGCGAGCCUUGCUGGCCAACAGCCCCCUGCUGCUGUGCUGGCUGGUCUUUGGGGCACAGCUAAGUGUGGGAGAAGGGAUCCUCCUUACUCUGGCCUUGAUGGCUCUCAACACUUACCUUGUCAUUUGUUAUCCCCUGAACUCUCCGUCCUUUGUAGAUUCUGCCAAGUACAGGAUUCUGGCUGGGUCCUGGACCACUGUUAUACUCAAGAAUGUUGGCUUAUUCCUCAUAGAGGGCACUAACCCUACCCCAGCCUCUGUUUUCCAGUCUGCCCCGCUCUGUCCUGUGAUCUUGAAUGGUACGCCUGCCAGAGUCAUCGGCGUGUUUUCCCUUGUCCUUCCUUUAUCUGUCAUUCUUGUGAGUUACUAUCUGAUAUACCGAGAAGGAAAGCAGGCUGGCCAUUUUAACAGAUCAAACAUCAAGGCCAGGAGAACUGUCCUCGUUCAUCUACUGCAGAUCAGCUUACACGUGAUACCCACCCUAAUGUUUAUAGGUUUGGGAAAGCGGUGCGGAUCAUUUUUCUUUGCUUUAAAUCUGGUGCUUUUUGGUGUCUUCGCAUUUGCACAGUGUUUCAACCCUUUGGUCUAUGGACUCUGCAACAGAGACCUGCAGAGAAGAUUGUACCCUUGGCUUCGCUGUCAGAAGAAGCAGCAGGGAGCUGGCUUAAACAAAACUUUAGUUCUUCAGAGUAACUCCAGACUUGAUAGGUGUGUCAGCUAGGGCUGAGAACUCACCUUGUGUUCAACCCAAAA
Messenger RNA from Peromyscus maniculatus bairdii (prairie deer mouse), 1162 nucleotides. RefSeq names its product olfactory receptor 226-like. Gene Ontology annotation, molecular function: G protein-coupled receptor activity; odorant binding; olfactory receptor activity. Gene Ontology annotation, cellular component: membrane. The record is from RefSeq and is a predicted model, not a curated record. Gene Ontology annotation, biological process: G protein-coupled receptor signaling pathway; detection of chemical stimulus involved in sensory perception of smell. NCBI's taxonomy places the organism in Eukaryota, Metazoa, Chordata, Mammalia, Rodentia, Cricetidae.